ACUCCUGCCAGAUCAUUACUAUGAUUCCCCAUAUCCUCUGCUCUGCAUCUGUUCGCGUGGAUUUGACUGGGCUUAACAUGGCUGUCAAGCGAGGCCCCAACCACUUCACUAGAUGAACAGCCAGUUCCUGUCACAGAUAAGUCAGUGAGAGCGCUGGAGACACAAAGGCACCCUACAGCGCUUGGUAAAUUAUUAAUGCUUAUGUGGCAAGCUGACAGUGAACAGAGGUAACACUGGGUGGUGGUGGUUGUGGUGGUGGUGAAGAUUUUUAGAAGCCCCAUUUCUCUGCUGUUUCACUCCUUUUCUGCUGAUCUGAUAGCACUGAGUUUAUUUUAACUACGAGGCAGCUGAACAGCCAGAAGUGUUGGAGAUCGGUGUUGGCUUAUUUGUAAAGGCCCCUGGGAGGGAAAUAGGUCAUGGGCUGUGACCCCAGGUAUGUGUGUCUCUGCAGGGGGCUUGCAGCUAAGGAGGAUUAGUGGCCGAGUGCUCAGGUAGCACAAAGAGUUUUUCUGCUUCAGCAAGGAUGCCCUUAAUCUGCUUUCCUUCCAACAGAGUACAUUAAUCAGAAUAGCUCCAGGUUAAACAAAAAGUUUUAUCAGUUUGGAGGUUGACAGGGUUUCAUGCAGGAUUUAUAACUACUGAUGCAAGAGAAAUGUCAUGUUUUUAUAUAAAUAUAGAAUAAAUAAUAUAUAAAUAUGACAGUGAAAUAGGUGGUAAUCACACUCCAGGAACAAUAAACCCCCAUAAAUAUUAGACAAUAUUUCCAAACAAACAAACACACAGACAAAGGUAAUACAAAGAGGAGGUACACUGUUUUCGGGGAAGGGGUGGAGUUAGCAGGUGUCAGGGGGAGGUGAGUGAUGCUGCAUGCUCCAUUCAGGCAGGCUGAUCUGGAUGUAAGCCGUGGAAAAGUAAGUAAGGCAGUCAGUGAAGAUGGUUCCCCAACUAUACAUCACAGUGUACAAUGAACAGUUCAGAUCUCCAGGCACAGUGAAAAGAGCUCAACUUCGACCGACCUCUGCCCACCGUAGGAACAACCCUCAGCCCCGGGCGGACUUUCUGUUUCCCAGGAGCCUUCAGUCAAACAAUAGGUCAACCCAUGCACUUCUUCAUCCCUUGCCCCCUGUGGACUUCGGCCGCCCUCUUUUCCCCCCUGUCAGACAUUUUUCAUUUCACGGUCCUGUUGCAACUUGUUCUGACAGUUAUCUAAAUACAACCGACAAAACACAACACAUGCCCCCUGUCAACCCAUCAACAGUACAAGCCAUGCCCUCUGCUGAUAAACUGCAGAAACUACAACUGACCGAGCCUUCCCCGAGCACUGACAUCCACCUCAGCACUGCUUUGAAGAGCCCACAAAGCAGACUUGGUUAUCAAAAGCAUGUCCAUCCACAUUCAACACAGCAGCUCAGGCAAAAUACAGCUGCUCCGCUUCAAACAAGAGCCCAAACUCCUGCAGCUCCUUGCAGCUUUGUACAGACAAAAUACCAGAGGUGCUGUUCUAACAGCAGCCGGGAUAACAGCAGUGGUUGCUACAGCUGUUUCCAUGUGGUGAAGCCCUACCAAGCUGGACACUACAUCAUACACCCAGAGUUUGUGUCUGAAAGCCUUUAUUAGGAUUAUUAGCGCUCUGGUUUCCAAGAUGGUGACCCGAAGAGGUCCACGGAGAGCCUGAGGCUACUCUCCAGCAAUUGUUAACUUUUCCUUAAUUCUCUGUUAAUUAACCCAGUGAGACAAGGUGUAAGAGUGAAUCAUGUAGAGUACAAGCACAGCUGUUAUCUCAUUGUGUAAUGCAAGGAAACUUUUGCAGUUAAGUGCUCAAUCGGUACCAAAGAUCUUCUCAUGGGAUGAUUUUGACGAUCAAAUGAGGCUCUGAGGCCCUAAGGUGCUGUACGUGAGUUUUUGUAAUUUUAAUCUUCUGAGGAAAACGUGUGUCAAUUAAAAGGGAAUCAGUACAAUGAUACAGUAUGAUGCCGUCUUCAACUACCAGAGCAAAUGCAGUGAAAGAGUGUCACUAUCGAUGCAAAUAAAGGAAGCAUUACCCUCACUUUGUUAAGGAUC
Molecule: messenger RNA, 2061 nt
Organism: Pundamilia nyererei
Lineage: Eukaryota; Metazoa; Chordata; Actinopteri; Cichliformes; Cichlidae
Exons: 5
Coding region: 934-1617 (227 amino acids)
Source: RefSeq, a predicted model, not a curated record